ACAAAGUUCAGCCAUCAAGAGUCUUCCCAGAUGGACACAGUCUUCUGAUUUUCUUCGUUCUGCACUUUUGCUGACAAAGGAUUUACAAGAUGUCUUCAGAUCACGUUAACGGGAACGAUACAGACUACGAUUCUAUCAUUCUGGAACUUCAAAGCACAGACAAUACAAGCAGUAAGCAGUACAAACAUGAGAUCAGGAUGACCUACUUCAGUACAUAUUGCAUUGUUCUCAUCCUGGGUGUCACCUUCAACUUCACUGUCAUUGUCAUCAGCUGCCGGACAUACAAGCGUUUUCAGGAGGUUGCCAUUUGGAUUAUGGCGCUGGCUGCAACACAUUUAGUCUCCUGUACAUCUGUUGUGUUUCAGCUCCUGUAUGCUUACAAUUACUUUGUAUGGAAUUACGGCGCUGCAAGUUGCAAGCUGUCAUCCUAUAUCACCUACGGCAGUAUGUACUUCACGGCAACCAUGCUGAGUCUCUGGAGCAUCAAAUCUGUUUUUUUAAAGAGCGCAUGCACAAAAAAAUGCAUGAAUUGUAACAUCAUUCUUAUUUCAUUCGCCUGGACCAUUGCAGCAGUCUUGGCAUGUCCUUCGCUGUUUUCCAGAGAGGUUCGAUAUCUUCAGUGCAUUGAUGACUAUGACUUUGACAAAUCCAAAACAACUCAAGACGGCAUUGCAAGGCUGAAGGCUGUCGUUGUCAUGCGAUUUCUCCUCGGGCUGUUGGUGCCAGCUUUGAUAAUGUUUCUCAGCUGCUGUGUGGCAUCAUCUCGCAAAACUUGUAUACAAUGCAAGAAGCAGGCACAGAUCAUCUGUGCUCUAAAGAUUAUGUACUUUGUGUGCUGGGGCCCUCAAAUCUUCUUAACUAUGCUUCAAGCCACUGUAAGCGGCAGCCUGGGUACAGUUAUGUCAAAAUAUGGACUUCCAGCAGCUACCGUACUGGCCACAACCCACCUCUUUACCAGCCCACUCAUCUAUCUGUUACUGGGACGCAGUUUUAAAAUGAAGUGGAUGGGGCAUGACCCAGAUCAUCGUUAUCAGAAUGAUGAGAGGGAAAUGAUGCCCUUAGGCAUCUUGAAGAAGUAGAAAAAUAUAGUGUACCACAUACAAGCAAGGAAUGUGAACUGUACUGACUGUCUAUAAAAAAACAGGUUGUAUACUGAAACUGAAAAGUGGCCUGUUUCUUUUAACUUUUAUCCAAACUCUGAAAUGUCAAGAUUCUUCUGGAAAUUAGCCCUGUAUGUUCCAAUUUCCUACUUUGCUUUAACUUAAUUUGUUGAAGAACAACAUCAUAAGUAGGCUAUACACUUACUUACAUGACAUGACCAUUCUCUUAUUGGUCUCAGUGGCAUAGCGUCCGGGUAUGCAUAUGCAUAUGGGCCCGGGCGGAUUAGGGCCGCGCUAUUACGGGCAAAGUAUACUUCUGGCGUCCGCGCACUGUCCGCAUCGCGUAAUUUUCGUCAUCAGGACGGUUCGCGGACGUCCGCGUGCAGUACAAAUUUUUGUGAUGGCACGGACAGUGUGUGUACUGUACAACAGCCCGUGCGAGAGUGAAUUGAGUGCUUUAAAACAAAUGUUCCCUAGAUAGCGCGCAGUGCACACGCCAAACGCGUCUUUCCGCAGCCAAAUAGUUUCAAAGGCUCGCACGCGCGUCUGUGCGCGAGACAGAACCCGUGUAGGCCUAGAUAUGUUCAGAAAUAGUUAUAGAAAUAAUGUUAUCAAUAGCUUGCUAUAUAGCCUAUCUAUGUUAAAUGUCCUAAAAGUCAUAAAAGAAGCUGAAUAAAUGGACCAAAAUAUGUGUCUUAGCGAUGAUUUUUGUAGUUAACUGUAAUUUUUAAAGUGGUUUUUUUUUAAACUUAUGCAUGCAUUAAUGUAGCCUAAGUAUAGGCCUACAGAAUUUUAAAUGAGUCAUAUGGGUUUUCUGAAAAAAAAAAAAAUAAUAAAAUAAUAAAAAACGGCUACGUCUGCACAUUUAAGAUAAAAUAAAUGUAACUCGUACAAUCGCUGGGAUACUUUUUAUUCAACGAAAUAAAAUGCACAUAAAACGUGAUGGAAACAUAUAUAGAUAAGACACUUCUAGUACAUUUAUUAAGAAUAAAUUCGGACUCAUCGCAUCUGAAAUGAUGCAAUGAUCACUCUGAAAUUCCAAAGCCAGAAUCGAAUCGGUCGACUUCAAACUUGGACUGUGUUGAAAAUCUAUUUUUUGACAUUUUUGAAAUAGAUCCGCAAUGCAAAGUCGUAAUGAUGGAGGAGUGCAUAUAGUAUACUGUAGUGCUGUUGUUGUCAUUCCUAGAAAUGUUUUUACCAUUUUUGUCUGCAUGUUUUAACGUGAUAAUAUCUUAUUCUUAAAGUCCUGUGAUUCAUCCGCUUAAGAUGCACAACCACCAAUAUAUAUUUCCUAUUGUAGGCUAUUAUUAAAUAAGGCUUAUAGCAACUUUUUUUUAAAAGUUUUUUAUAUUGAUUCUGUAUCAAAAUAUUGUUGCUGUGUUGUCACAAUACAUUGUUUCUUUUACAUAUAAAAUUUUCAAUGUAUAAACAUUGUAUGUCAAAAUGUACUUAUGGAUGUAAUUAAUAUAAUACAAAUGGAUAUAUUAUGUUUUUUUUUUUUCGAAUACAAAAAAGAAUAUACACUGGUCCACCGUAAUAAUGAGAAAAUUGGGCUUCAUUUAUGAAACAUUAUGAAACAAGAGUAGAUUAAUAAGAUUACAUGAAUGAGGUCUAUACAAGAAGCAGUGAGAGCAACUGACACCAUGCAUAGGCUCUAAACAUGCAUGGAAAACAAAAUGUUUUAUACACUGUUAGACCUUGCCGGGCUUUUUUACAGUAAAAUACUGGCAACACUGUUGCCAGUAAUUUACUGUUGAUUGUACAGUUAUUUACUGUAAUCUACAGUAUGUUACUGUAAAGAUACCAUGCACUAAAUUAAAACUUGUGUUACCUCAUUUCAUUUGCAGAAACCAGCUGUCUCAAAUUGUCAGUGACAUUUAAAUUUACAAACUAAUUUUUGAUUACAUGCUAAUAAUAUGAGUAUAUCUAUCACAUUACUAUGAACUUAUUUUUUUAGAGUUCAAUACAAACAUUUUAAACAAAAAGAUUUUCACUGCACCAGCAACUACACAGUCACCAUCUGUUAAAUAAAACAACAUGCAGCAUAUCA
Molecule: messenger RNA, 3150 nt
Organism: Megalobrama amblycephala (Wuchang bream)
Lineage: Eukaryota; Metazoa; Chordata; Actinopteri; Cypriniformes; Xenocyprididae
Product: chemerin-like receptor 1
Exons: 3
Coding region: 90-1079 (329 amino acids)
Biological process (GO): positive regulation of cytosolic calcium ion concentration; inflammatory response; chemotaxis
Cellular component (GO): plasma membrane
Molecular function (GO): complement receptor activity; G protein-coupled receptor activity
Source: RefSeq, a predicted model, not a curated record